AUGGACCCUACUCUUUCCCUCGCCAUCCGGCGCUCCCGUGCGCUGUGCCCGUACAUGAAGAGCAUGCCAGCGGCUAAGCUCGGUGUUCUUGUGCGCCAGUACACGCACUCGAGUGGCAACGCUGCGCCGAUUCUGCAGCAGGCGGGCCAGUGCCCGUACAUGAGCCAGGCGAUCGCCCAGUCCGACCGUACCGAUACCGCGGACUCGGCGAGCACGACGCUCGGUGCGACGAGCAGCAGCAUGAAUGCGCCGCACCCUCUGACCAAGUCGUGGCUCGACCGUCACCCCGGCGGCGUCUGUCCGGUGGGCCACUCGGUUGCCUCCUUCCAGCAGCGCCGCACGUACGCCUCGCAGAGCAAAGGCGCGCAUGCCUCGCUCACGGCGACGCCGACGACCCACCCCGCUGCGCCGUUCGACUCGAUGCAGUCGGCUGCGCCCCAGAAGCGCACGCCCGGCUCCGGUCUUGGCCGCAUGCCCGUGCCGCCGCCGCAGCAGGGCCCCGGCUUCGACUUUGAGCAGUUCUACCACAAGGAGCUCGAGGCGAAGCACAACGAAAAGACCUACCGGUACUUUAACAACAUCAACCGCCUCGCGAGCAAGGCCCCCAUGGGCCACCUUGCCGACAGCAAGGACCACGAGAUCACGGUGUGGUGUUCGAACGACUACCAAAACAUGUCGCGCCACCCCCGUGUGCUUGCUGCGAUGAAGGAGACGAUCGAUAUGUACGGUGCUGGUGCGGGUGGCACGCGCAACAUUGCAGGCCACAACAAGCACGUCGAGCGCAUCGAGUCGGUGCUCGCUCGUCUGCACCGCAAGGAAGGCGCGCUGGUCUUUGGCUCGUGCUACUCUGCGAACGAUGCCGCGCUGACUGUGCUCGGCUCGAAGCUGCCGAACUGUGUGAUUCUGAGUGACGCGAGCAACCACGCCUCGAUGAUCCAAGGCAUCAAGCACAGUGGCGCGAAGAAGAUGAUCUAUCGUCACAACGACAUGGAGGACCUCGAGGCGAAGCUGCAGUCGAUCCCCGUCGACGUGCCCAAGAUCAUUGCCUUUGAGUCGGUCUACUCCAUGUGCGGUACGGUGGGCCCGAUCGAGAAGACGGUCGAGCUGGCGAAGAAGUACGGUGCGAUUACCUUCCUGGACGAGGUGCACGCCGUCGGCAUGUACGGCCCCCACGGUGCCGGUGUCGCCGAGCACCUGGACUGGAUGCUGAAUGCGACGAUGGCGCCCGGCAAGCUCAAGGGCACGCUCAUGGACCAGAUUGACAUUAUCACGGGUACCCUCGGCAAGGCCUACGGCAAUGUCGGUGGCUACAUUGCCGGCUCCAGCCGCAUGGUCGACCUGAUCCGCUCGUUUGCUCCGCAGUUCAUCUUCAGCACGACGCUCCCCCCCGCGGUGCUGACUGGUGCCUCGACCGCGAUCGAGGUGCUGAUGGAGUCGAACCACACCCGCCAGCUGCAGCAGAUCCGCACGCGCGAGCUGAAGAAUGCGCUGCUGAGUGCCAACAUCCCGCUCCAGAGCAACCCCUCCCACAUUGUCCCGAUCCUCGUCGGCUCCGCCGAAAAAGCUAAGAUGGCCUCUGACCUGCUGCUGAACCAGCACCGCUGCUACGUCCAGCCGAUCAACUACCCCACGGUCGGCAUGGGCCUCGAGCGCCUGCGUGUGACGCCUACGCCCGAGCACACCUCGCAGCAUGUGGCGCACCUCGUCGGCGCGCUGCAGCGGGUGUGGCAGCAGCUGGGCCUGCGCACCGUGAGCGACCUGCUCGCUGCGCCCCAGGACGGCUCGGACCCUCUCGCGGACCUUUUCCGCAAGUCGCAGUUUGAGGAAGACACGACGCCGCUGUGGAGCGACGCCAUGCUGUCGCUUCCCAGCGAGCUGCUUACCGGCAGCUCGUCGGCUGCGCUGCGCUGCCAGUGCAAGGCCUCGCCGGUCGAGCAUCCCUUCUCGAUGCACGGCGUGGCCGCGAGCGCUUAA
Malassezia japonica is the source of this 1974-nucleotide messenger RNA. RefSeq names its product 5-aminolevulinate synthase (gene HEM1). The record is from RefSeq and is a predicted model, not a curated record. The transcript has a single exon. Gene Ontology annotation, molecular function: pyridoxal phosphate binding; 5-aminolevulinate synthase activity. Lineage: Eukaryota; Fungi; Basidiomycota; Malasseziomycetes; Malasseziales; Malasseziaceae. Gene Ontology annotation, cellular component: mitochondrion. The coding region runs from base 1 to 1974 and encodes 657 amino acids. Gene Ontology annotation, biological process: heme biosynthetic process.